Molecule: messenger RNA, 4107 nt
Organism: Oryzias latipes (Japanese medaka)
Lineage: Eukaryota; Metazoa; Chordata; Actinopteri; Beloniformes; Adrianichthyidae
Gene: dennd2b
Product: DENN domain containing 2B
Biological process (GO): positive regulation of ERK1 and ERK2 cascade
Source: RefSeq, a predicted model, not a curated record
UAGCAACAAGUCCUGCCUCUGCCCUGGGAAGAACUAGAAGAAGCUUUUUUUUCGGUCCUAACUUUUGUGUGUGCGUGUGUGUGUGUGUGUGUGUGAGAGAGAGAGAGUCGGGUUCACUUGGAAAGUCGGAGUUUAUCACCGAGAGCAGGUAUCCUGUAAGCCAGCUACCGACGUUUGCGCCCCUAAAAGGAUUAAAAAGCCUGAAAAAUGUCAGCAGCCAUGGAUGUGAGAAGUCACUUUAAGGUGAACGGAUGGUUUGCAGACUGUAAUGACUGCCAACAAGUGCUCGAAGGCUGCGCCCCGUUCAGGAGGGGGUAAAGCUCCACGGGACGUCUAUGACAGGUGCCAGUCCACAUCAACGUGUCCUGCUCUGACUCCCAGUCAGGGCCAGAGCCAGCAGCACCUCCUCUGUGACAGCAGGUAUUUUGACAAGCAGAGCCGGUACGUUAGGACGGACGGCAGAUUCUUGGUACGUGCAGGAUGGAGCAAGACAGCUAGCCUGUGCAGCGGAUCAUCUCUGGCAGGUGACACUGACCCACAAGUCGGCCUCGCCAAAUCAAAGAGCAUUAGCUGCCUGGACAACAGGCUCUCCAUCUAUAAGCCUCCAGGUAAAGGCAAGUCUUGUCAGGACAGUGCGGGUGUCCCAGACCAGAAGGAGAAUCAGGGGGAUCACCCUGCCGGGGGAGGAAUUAAUGGGAGGCAUCUGAACUCGAGCUCACUCCUGGGAGCUUCCCUUAACCAAGGCCACAAGCGUACGCUAUCUCUCACCCAUUCGGGAGCAGGCGUACCUCCCACCACUAUCCGUAAAAAGAUUUCAGAAUGGGAGUGCAGGAGAGUGUCCCUGCCUAGGAUGAGCCUGUGUCUGGAUGAAAGAGGAGGGGAGCGCGUUGGGGGCAGCGAAGGCUGCGCCAGUCUGCUCUCCUCUCCCUGCAGUGAGAAGACUUUUGACUUUAAGGGAGUCCGGAGGAUGAGCACUGCCUUCUCUGAAUGCUCCUACACUGGGAAUGAGGAAGAGGAGGGUUUUUCAGAAAAAGACGGCCUGGGUCGCUUCCAGAAAAGGAAAGGCAAGACGGAUCUCUCUGGGCCGUUUUUACGGUCCCUGUCUGCUCGUAAAGAGACAUCCGCGGUUCUCAACAGGAUACAAAAGAUAGAACAGUCUUUAAAGGAGAACCCAAGCCUCCCCCCUCCGCGCUAUCUGAAUAACUGCUACGCUCCAGACAAGACAAGACAGAGGACCUUUGUGAUUGGUGAUGACUUGGACAGUACAUGCACCAGCAAGCGCAGCAGCAUUUGUUCAGUGGCCACUGAACCGGAAACUAUUUCAGUUCCGGAGAAGUCCUCCAAAGACAGACAAAGGUUCAGUAUUAGCUCAACCAGGUCCGAGAGCCCCGAACCACCAAACCAACAAGCCUCUGUUAGCACACCAGUCAACCCUUUACCCAAACCCAAACGCACUUUCGAAUACGACGCCAAACGAGACCAGAGGGGCGUUUCGCCAGCCAAUGGCUUACCUCCUGAAAGAUCCUCUGACUCUCCGCCACCUCUGCCCUCAACCCCUGCCCCCAGCUUGACAGAAACAUCCAAGAGAGAAGAGAGCACCCCUAUGAGAAUCCAGGACAGGGAGUCGUGUGAAUCGGAGGAUGCCGCCAGCUUGCCGUCUUCGUAUCCAUCUUCUCCAACAGAGAAUGGUGCCCCGAGCACAGAUGCACCGAGUCGACCCACUUCCAAAAGCACUUUAGAGGAGAAUGCCUAUGAGGACAUUGUUGAAAAAGAGAAUCCCUACGAGGAUGUCGACCUGAGGAGGAAGAAUCUGGGUCGGAAGUCCGGCCUGUUGGAAAGCAAGCGAAGCUGGAAGUCCAUGGACAGGAAAACGAACUCUCCCCCUCAGCUGCCUUCUACUCCUAGUAGCCAAUCACUUCGCCUCGCUGGUCCAUGUGACAGGAAGAGCCACAGAAAGUCCCAAUUAACCAAGCGCCAUAGCCACAAUGAAAUGCUGCUCCUUCCCCAAAUCGGUGGAUCAACAUCCCCCUGCGGAUUAUUGGAUGAUGGCCGCUGCAGCGCCAGUGAUUCGUUGUCCUCACACAGGCACUGGAGGAUCCCCAAGCUGGUUCAGAGGAUCAACUCCAUUUACUGCACUAAACGUGGGAAGAAGAGGCUAAAGAAGCUGUCCCUGUCCAAUGUUGAGACAGCUUCUCUCAGAGAUGACAACAGUGAGAGUGAGAGUGAUUCUGAUGACAGAUUCAAAGCUCACACCCAGAGGUUACUGAAGCUUCAGUCCAUCCUGCGGCGAGCCCCCAGCUAUCGCACACUAGAGCUGGAACUCAUUGAGUGGCAGGAGAGAGAGCUCUUUGAAUACUUUGUGGUGGUUUCCAUGAAAAAGAAACCCAGCAAGAACUCCUAUAUUCCCGAGGUCACCUACCAGUUCCCAAAGCUGGAAAGGCCCACCAAGCAGAUGAGAGAGGCAGAACAGAGACUCAAAGCCAUUCCACAGUUCUGUUUCCCCGAUGCAAAAGAUUGGAGUCCUGUUUCAGAAUACGCCAGUGAGACCUUCUCAUUCAUGUUGACCGGGGAGGAUGGCAGCAGGAGGUUUGGGUACUGCAGGCGCCUCCUGCCGACUGGAAAAGGACCUCGGCUUCCAGAGGUGUACUGUGUCAUCAGCAGGCUGGGCUGUUUUGACUUAUUCUCCACAAUUCUGGAUGAGGUGGAGAGGCGAAGGGGUAUCUCGGCGGCACUGGUCUAUCCCUUCAUGAGGAGUCUGAUGGAGUCUCCCUUUCCUGCGCCAGGAAAGAUCAUCAAAGUCAAGACUUUCCUGCCAGGUGCAGGGAAUGAGGUCAUUGAGUUGAGGCGGCCCACAGACUCCAGACUGGAACACGUGGACUUUGACAGUCUGUUCAGCUGCCUGGGUGUCCGACAGGUGAUACGCGUCUUUGCCUCUCUGCUGCUCGAGCGCAGAGUCAUCUUUGUGGCCGAUAAACUCAGCACACUAUCCAGCUGUAUGCAUGCUGUGGUGGCACUGCUCUACCCCUUCUCCUGGCAGCACACCUUCAUCCCCGUUUUGCCAGGCUCCAUGUUGGACAUCGUCUGUUGCCCCACCCCCUUCCUGGUGGGGCUGCUGUCCAGCUCAUUGCCCAAACUUAAAGAGCUUCCUGUUGAAGAAGCUUUGAUGGUUGACCUGGGAACUGACCGCUUCAUUCGACAGAUGGAUGAUGAAGCCUCAUUGUUGCCGCGGAAACUUCAAGCAGCUCUUGAGCAAGCACUGGAGCAGAGAAAUGACAUCAUUAACCAGGACUCUGACAGUGAAUCAGACGAUGAGUACAAUUCGUUGAACAGUCUCGUGUCAGAAGCCUUUAUCCGCUUCUUCCUGGAGACGAUCGGACAUUACUCUCUGUUCAUCACUCAGAAUGAACGGGGAGAGCGUGUCUUCCAAAGAGAGCCCUUCCGCAAGUCUGUGGCUUCAAAGAGCAUCCGUCGUUUCCUGGGAGUUUUCAUGGAGUCGCAAAUGUUUGCGGGGUUCAUUCAAGAUCGGGAGCUGAGGAAAACCCGGGCUAAAGGCCUGUUUGAGCAAAGGGUGGAACAAUAUCUGGAGGAGCUGCCAGACACAGAGCAAAGCGGAGUGAACAAGUUCCUUAAAGGCCUUGGAAACAAAAUGAAGUUUCUCCACAAGAAGAGCUAAGAAGACAGAUUAAGACCCAUGAGUUUGUCUUUCAAGAGGAUUCUCCAACUUUUGCAUUUUGUUGCUUUUUUAAAAAGUUUUAUUAAGCAAUGUACAUAUUGUUUCACUGUAAGCUGUGAUAAUCUUCAGUGUAUGUUUAUAGUACCUUGUGAGACAGCUUUAGCAGGACGGUACACGGUGAGUGAAUCACAGAGUAACCACUGAUGUCAGAGCGUGCUUGUUAAGAAUGUUGUCGGCAUGCAUGGGUGUACAUGAGUGGAUAUGAGCGUAGAUGUACAGUUUGUAUGUAUUUUAAAAAAAAGAAACCCUGUUUUUUUUCUCUGUUUAAUAAUUGUAUUCAAUAACUGCACAAGCAUCCAGAUAAUGAAGAACAACUAUUUCUACUCUCUAUGGUCUCCUGCAUCUGUUAUUAAAUCAUUCAUUUGGUUUGCAUA